Xenopus laevis (African clawed frog) is the source of this 3968-nucleotide messenger RNA. RefSeq names its product solute carrier family 8 member A2 L homeolog (gene slc8a2.L). The record is from RefSeq and is a predicted model, not a curated record. Gene Ontology annotation, molecular function: calcium:sodium antiporter activity. NCBI's taxonomy places the organism in Eukaryota, Metazoa, Chordata, Amphibia, Anura, Pipidae. Gene Ontology annotation, biological process: cell communication; sodium ion transmembrane transport; transmembrane transport. Gene Ontology annotation, cellular component: sarcolemma; membrane; axon. The transcript has 9 exons. Bases 474 to 3218 code for a protein of 914 amino acids.
UACAGUAAUGGCAGGUUGAGAAGGGGGAAAAAAGGCUCACAAUGUAGGUGGGCAAUUGAUAAAGGAGAGAAGGAGGAGGAGAAAGGCAGGGUGUACACAGCAUUCAGAGGCAGACAGGCAAAGGAUAGAGAGAGGGAGGGAGUGAGGGAGAGGAGGUGGAGAGAGGCUGGAGGCGCAACAGCUGUGGAGAAGAGAGAGGGGGUGGGAGCACAGGGCUUUCUGCAGACAUUGAUAACAGGCAGCCAAAGGACCCCCUGAAAGAACCAGGAGACGGCCAGAUAUGCAUUGGAGCAUGUGACGUGGGAAGCAGCCGGAGUACUGGGAGACAAGAGAGGGAGCAGGUAAUCCACUUGGGAUAAUUUUGUGGAAGCUCCAAGUUUCUAUGUGCACCAAACAAGCAACGUCUUAAAACCCCUCAUUGACAUAAACCUUUCAGCUAUCAAUACAAUACCACCUCCAGAGACCCAACCACGAUGGCAGUCAUAUUAAGAAUUAGUGUAUUGUUGCUUAUAAUGCUAACCUCAACCUCCUCAAAAGAACUAGUAAAUGGAACUUGUGAAGCAUCCAAUGAUGGGAAGUGCCAGCCAGGUAUCAUGCUCCCGGUGUGGGAACCGCACAACCCAUCUAUGGGGGACAAGGUUGCCCGGGCUGUUGUUUACUUUGUAGCCAUGCUCUACCUCUUCUUGGGAGUCUCCAUAAUUGCUGAUCGCUUUAUGGCAUCCAUUGAAGUCAUCACAUCACAAGAGAAAGAGAUCACACUUACUAAACCCAAUGGGGAGACCAGUGUAGCCACUGUACGUAUAUGGAAUGAGACAGUGUCCAACCUGACUUUGAUGGCCUUGGGUUCCUCAGCUCCUGAAAUACUGCUUUCAGUUAUUGAGGUGUGUGGUCAUGGAUUUCAUGCAGGUGAACUGGGCCCUUCAACCAUUGUAGGCUCAGCUGCUUUUAAUAUGUUUGUCAUAAUUGCUAUUUGUGUUUACGUGAUUCCCAAUGGUGAGUCACGGAAGAUCAAGCAUCCACGUGUGUUUUUUGUCACAGCUACCUGGAGCAUCUUUGCCUACAUCUGGCUAUACAUAAUUCUUGCAGUCACUUCUCCAAAACGUGUUCAGGUCUGGGAGGCACUGGUUACGCUCCUCUUCUUCCCUGCCUGUGUGGUCCUUGCAUGGAUUGCUGACAAGCGCCUUCUCUUUUAUAAGUAUGUGUACAAGAGGUACCGUGCAGACAAACGCAGAGGCAUCAUCAUUGAGACAGAAGGCGAGUUCCCAAAGAGCAUAGAAAUGGAUGGGAAGUUGGGGGCUUCAGCAGUAGUGGCACCAGAAACAAAGGAAGCUAGCAUGCAAGACAGUGCUGCUGCAGCAGCUGAAGCCAAGGAGCUAGAUGAAAGCCGCAAAGAGGUGAUACGUAUUCUGAAAGAGCUAAAGCAGAAAUACCCAGAGAGAGAAUUAGACCAGUUGGUGGAAAUGGCUAAUUACUAUGCUCUUCUCCAUCAGCAGAAAAGCAGGGCCUUCUAUCGUAUCCAGGCCACACGCAUGAUGAUUGGAGCUGGCAACGUACUGAAGAAACAUGCUGCAGACCACAGCAGAAAGCCAGCCACCUUGCAGGAGGUGACGUCUGAUUCCAGUGAAGAAAACACUAGCAAGAUCUUUUUCCAGCCCAGCAAUUACCAGUGUCUGGAAAACUGUGGAUUUGUAACUCUAAAUGUUGCUUGCCAAGGAGGAGAUGGAGCAAGUACCUUCUAUGUGGAUUACAAGACUGAGGAUGGAUCUGCUAAUGCAGGCUCAGACUAUGAAUACAGUGAGGGCACCCUUAUCUUCAAACCAGGAGAGACACAAAAAGAGCUUAAGAUAGGGAUCAUUGAUGAUGACAUCUUUGAGGAAGAUGAACAUUUCUUUGUCAGGCUGAUGAACCUGCGGGUGGGUGAUGCUGAGGGGAUGUUUGAACCAGAUAGUGAAGGGCGCCCAAAAGCUCGCCUGGUGUCCCCUCUAAUCGCAACUGUGACUAUCCUGGAUGAUGACCAUGCUGGAAUAUUCACUUUUGAGGAGAAGCUGGUUCAUGUGAGUGAAAGUGUUGGGAUCCUGGAGGUGAAAGUAGUGAGGAACUCUGGGGCUAGAGGAACAGUGGUCAUCCCAUACCGGACACUGGAGGGAACAGCUAAGGGUGGAGGAGUGGACUUUGAAGAUGCCUAUGGGGAGCUUGAGUUCCAGAAUGAUGAAACUGUAAAAACCCUGCAGGUAAAGAUUGUUGAUGACGAGGAGUAUGAAAAACAAGAAAAUUUCUUUAUUGUUCUGGAGGAGCCACGGUGGAUGAAACGUGGGAUUUCAGCUCUGUUACUCAAUCAGGAUGAAGAUGACAAGAAGCUGACAGCUGAGGAGGAAGAGGCAAAGAGGAUUGCAGAGAUGGGAAAACCAAUAUUAGGAGAGCAUUCCAAGUUGGAGGUUAAUAUUGAGGAGUCAUACGAAUUCAAGAGCACAGUAGACAAGCUAAUUAAGAAGACCAAUUUGGCACUAGUGAUUGGUACACAUUCCUGGAGAGAGCAGUUUACAGAAGCUAUCACAGUUAGUGCUGGUGACGAGGAAGAGGAAGAUGAUGGACGUGAGGAACGCUUGCCAUCAUGCUUUGACUACGUUAUGCAUUUUCUCACAGUCUUCUGGAAAGUUCUCUUUGCCUUCGUUCCCCCCACAGAGUACUGGAAUGGCUGGGCCUGCUUCUUUGUGUGUAUCUUUAUUGUGGGUAUACUAACAGCUGUAAUAGGAGACCUGGCUUCACACUUUGGUUGCACUGUUGGCUUGAAGGACUCAGUGACAGCUGUGGUGUUUGUGGCUCUUGGCACAUCUCUCCCAGAUACAUUUGCCAGUAAGGUUGCAGCAAUGCAGGACCAGUAUGCUGAUGCCUGUAUUGGCAACGUGACAGGUAGCAAUGCAGUUAACGUCUUCUUGGGUAUUGGUGUUGCUUGGUCUGUGGCGGCCAUCUACUGGGCUAUCCAGGGCGAAGACUUUAUUGUGGAGACGGGUUCAUUGGCCUUCUCUGUCACCCUAUUCACUAUCUUUGCAUUCAUCAGCAUAAGCGUCCUGCUGUAUCGCAGAAGACCUCAUAUAGGGGGGGAGUUGGGUGGCAGCCGUCUCUCCAAGACCCUCACAGCCAUGCUGUUUAUUGGUCUUUGGCUUCUGUAUAUAUUGUUCUCCAGCCUGGAAGCCUACUGCCAUAUUAAAGGCUUCUGAAACGCAAUGAGGAUGCAAAAGUCAGUUUCUUUUAUGAACUUGGGCCUCAGUCAUUCAUUCCAUGGACUCUCUCAAACUGGAUUGUGAAAUAUUUCAUUACAGUGAAGUUUGAAGGCACAGACUCGGUAUAAUGUAUUUAUUUAUUUAUUUAUUUAUUUUUCUAAACCCUUCUGUCCUAAAUGUCUCCCUCUGCUAUCUCUUUCCUGGGGUUACAAAAUAGCACAAUUUGUUGUAAGAAGAGGGGUAAAUAGAGUUCACUAUUUUUCAAGGAGCUUGUUUUAUUCCACUUAAAGUACAAGAGAACAGUUCAAUUUAAUUUACAGAGAGAUAAAUAUGGCAGACAAAAAAAAACAAGGAAAGGCUUUUCCUUGUAGUAUUAUACAAUUUUAGGCAAAAAGUCUUGCACCAUUGGGUGGCCAAGUUGGUUGGAGGGACUUUAUGGAUACUUAACAAUCCUCUAUGACUUAUAGGUAUUAUUAUUUUUUUCUCAUCAUGUAAAAGGUUUAUUUAUGUGCUUUCGCAAAGUAACUUUUUAUUUCCAAUUGCAAAUAACCCAUGUUGCUUGACAUUAGUUCAGAGCAAAACGCUGGCUUACACCACGUUUAGUGCACUGACAAAAAAAACAAAAACAAUAUGCCUUUUUUUUCUAAUUGAUGCUUUUAUAGAAAGCAGGAAAGCAUUCUGCCAUUUUUUAAAGGAGAAGGAAAGCUACAGAGGCAUUUUAUUGCCAAUAGAUUAGCUGCAAUAGUG